UAAAAUACAAAUUGCAUUCAUUUAUCUCAAGAUCACUCAUUACAAAUUACUUCCAAGGCUUAAGUGGUACAAGAAAGGGGUAAUGGAGCUCUUUGUGCACGCUGCGCACUCUCGAAGUUAAUGACAAGAUGGGUGUCAACUUGUGGUAAAAGUGUCUCCAUGCAAAGCAACAGCAGCUCUUUAGCGCCCAUGGGUGCGCUGAGCGUGUGUGGGGGAGAGGAGGACGACCGCGAACUGUCCAAGUUGGUCAACCCGAACGCAGCGUCCAACCUGGCCGCCUUGAACCUGUCCCUCAACUGCUGGCUCCACAUCCUCUCCAAGGAGUCCUCUAUGGACCAGCAUGGAGACAGCGCCAACAUGGCGGUGCGAGUCCUCAUCGCUCUUGUCUACCUGGUGGUGUGUGUCCUCGGGCUUGUGGGCAACCUCCUGGCACUCUUUCUGCUUCAUUUCCGCCGUCGCGGUCACCACCACUCCUCCAUUGACUGUUUCGUGAUGAGCCUGGCACUCACCGAUCUCCAGUUCGUCCUCACCUUGCCUUUCUGGGCCGUGGACACGGUGCUGGACUUCCGCUGGCCCUUUGGCAGAGUCAUGUGCAAGAUUGUGAGCUCGGUCACCACCAUGAACAUGUAUGCCAGCGUCUUCUUUCUCACCGCCAUGAGCGUGACCCGCUACCACUCGCUGGUCACCUCUCUGAAGAUAGCCAGUCCAAGGAUGGCUGCUGCUCGAGCCAAGUGGGCCAGUAUGGCUAUUUGGGUAGUGUCACUGGCGGCCACACUGCCACAUUCCAUCUACUCUACCACAGUUCAGGUGUCUGCUGAUGAUGAGCUCUGCCUGGUGAGGUUCUCCGAAUUAGAUUCCGGUCACUGGGAUCCUCAAGUUCUCCUCGGACUCUACCAAAUGCAGAAAGUGCUUCUGGGAUUUGUUGUUCCUUUGAUCAUCAUCAGCGUGUGCUACCUCCUUCUCCUGAGGUUCAUCCUGAACAGGCGUGUUGUGUGCAGCGUGAUCGGCGGGGCUGCCGCACAGAGGUCCGAAGGCGAGCAAGGCCGCCACCGCCGCCGCUCCAAAGUCACCCGGUCUGUCACCAUCGUAGUUCUGUCCUUCUUCAUCUGCUGGCUGCCCAACCAGGCUCUGACCCUGUGGGGGAUAUUGAUCAAGUUUGAUCUGGUGCCCUUCAGCAAAGCCUUCUACAACGCUCAGGCCUAUGCCUUCCCCCUGACCGUGUGCCUGGCCCAGGCAAACAGUUGCCUCAACCCAGUCCUCUACUGCCUCAUCCGCCGGGAGUACCGCACUGGACUCAAGCAGCUUCUUCUGCGAGUGUCUCUCUCCAUCCGGAACAUUUUCACACAUGCUGUGAGGGGGAAGAGAGUGGAGGAAGCACCCCCCAGUUUGGUGAUGAUACACAAAGACAACGUGUGAUUUAGGGAAGGCGCCACAAUACAUCUCACACAUCUCUCAAGGUGGACAUAUUCUAUGAUAAAUAACAUACAGUGGAACCUCCAAAGUUGAACACAUCUGUUCAAUGACACCAGAUGACUUUCAAGUUAAAAUCAAACUAUUGUUUUUGUGAGUGAACUAAAAAACUAUUACCACAAUCAAAUAUUUUAUAAUAAUAUGUCAAAAGUAUAAAGAGAGAUAAAUCACUGUGUAAUACAACUAAAACAAAGUAAAACUGCUCAUUUUUAUGGUCACGUUCAUGCUAGCUUGGAGCUUUUACGUUCACAUCUGCUCAGUUAAAUGAAUUUGUGGAUGUACAAUCGGCACUCGUCACUUUGUGGUUCGAACAUCGCUCCCUCACCAUCGCAGUUUUUCAAAAAUGAAUGAAUGAAUUAAUGAUUGCUGUUUCGUGGUUGACUAUUAUUGUUUAACAAAUAUUGAAUGACACGUCAGUCAUAGUAUUCUGGUCACUGGACGUCAGCAAUGUUACAUUGAAGAGUUCUCUUCUCAUUCCGUGUGCAAGUACUGUAGUACGUUUUUGGCUUCUUACUUUGUCGUUCUUCCCCACUCUGUUUGAAACCCUUUCUUCAGUUCAGAAUAAAUAAAUUUGAGACUAACUAGUUAACUAACUAGUUAAGCAUGCUGAUGCUUAAAGCUGCUGCCGUCUCAUGUGUCCCUGCAGUGAUCCCGUAGAUUGUGAUGUAAACAAAGAAUAAUAGGAGUGUAAAGGUGACUGUACGGGUGUUAUAUCAUCUCUACAGGACUAAAAUAAUGGUAAAAACUGUUUUUAGAAAGUCAUGAAAAGGUUUUCCAUGGUCUAACUGCAAAAAAUAUUCCAUUUAUUAAUAUUUAAUCCUACUUCAUGAAAUUCACUUAUCGCGAUCGGGUCUGAAGUUAAACCAGGGAUGACUGUAGUCGAUAUUUAAAAGUUCCAUGUCAGUUUCUAUGGUUAUCAUCAUUCUUUUUUUCACUGGUAUCUUUCUGUGGCAUCAUAAGUUGCUCCUGGUACCUGUUGGUACAAUACUUUAAAGUGGCAAAUUAACUCAUGAAUGUUAAAAAGUGAGAAAAGCAAAACCCUUUUUUAUCCUUGUUGCGAGACGUAGGCGAGAACGGGGUUGGUUGUCGCACUUCUUACUUUCGUGUGAAUUUCUCAUCAUAGAAAACAUCUUUCAGCAACCAUUCCGAUAUUAAAUUGAAGCUGAAGUUGUUGAAAUAUGUGUUUGUAAUUAACUACAAAGAAAGACACUAACCUUGCUAACAACAAAGCUAACAACAGUGUCGAACCAGCUAGCUAAUAACAAUCUAAAGUUAAACAAAAGCUUUCCCUUCACACUUUUUCUGUUUAAGUUUAAAACCCCUCAAAGACAAAUACCGAGGAGCUGACUAUUUACAAUUUGACAUGAAAAACACAAAAAGUCCUCUCAUCUCAAGUUCAGCUUCAGAGAAGAUUUUGUAGGUUGGCUCUGAUCUCAAUUCCACAGAUUUUCAUACCACAAUUUGAGAAGUUUGAACCUCCGUUUGGAGUGCGUGCGUGGGUUUUGUACGGGUACACCGAUUUCCUCCCAGAUUCCAAAAAUAUGCAUGUAUGUUGAAUUGGCGACUCUAAAUUGUCCAUAGUUAUGAAUGUGAGUGUGGUUAUUUGUCUAUAUCAGUCUAUAUCUGUAUCUAUAUCACUGUGGGUUCCCUUAGCAGCUCCUUCAGCAGCAGACUGUUACACCCACGGUGUAAGAAGGAGAGGUUCCGCAGGUCCUUCAUACCGACCGCUGUCAGGCUCUACAACACCUGCACCACCUGAACCAUGUUGUAGUCACGAUGCUUUACUUUACUGUUCUCUUUACUUGUCUUGCUUGCUUGCUGCUGUAACAAGUAAAUUUCCCCGCUGUGGGAUCAAUAAAGUACAUACAAUACAAUACAAUACAAUAUGUGCCCUGCGAUUGGCUGGUGACCAGUCCGGGGUGUACCCCGCCUCUCGCCCAAAGUCAGCUGGGAUAGGCUCCAGCUUACCUGUGACCCUAGUGAGGAAAAGCGGCAUCGAAGAUGGAUGGAUGGAUUUAAGAAACAGUGUCUUGUGGUGGCGAAUAUGAGCGUGACAACCAUGCCGUGUGGCAAUGAAUCCCGUUCUGCCUGAUGCAUGAUGAUGGUUUUAAUACCAGGUUUUGUUCGACUUGUGAUGCAUAUUUUUCCAGAAAAAAAGCUUGGUUGAACUUGGUUGACAUUUGAGUUUCAACUAUAUGUUUUUCUGUCAUUUUUUCCCCAGCCUCCAGAUAAAAAAAAAAAAUAGGCCUAAUCAAACAGUGCAAUCACUUUUACCGCUUCAACCAAUCAAUGCAGUAAAACGUGAUUUGCUUUUAAUUGAGACUUUUCCUCUCUAGCGCCCACGCAAGUAACCACGAUGAAAAUUGCCUCCCAUUGUGCUUUUAUUGUGUGACCUACUA
This is a messenger RNA of Dunckerocampus dactyliophorus (ringed pipefish), 3869 nucleotides long. Its product is annotated as relaxin-3 receptor 1-like. The record is from RefSeq and is a predicted model, not a curated record. The transcript has 3 exons. Gene Ontology annotation, cellular component: membrane. NCBI's taxonomy places the organism in Eukaryota, Metazoa, Chordata, Actinopteri, Syngnathiformes, Syngnathidae. The coding region runs from base 121 to 1416 and encodes 431 amino acids. Gene Ontology annotation, biological process: immune response; G protein-coupled receptor signaling pathway. Gene Ontology annotation, molecular function: somatostatin receptor activity.